GAUCAUGUUUUAGCAUUUACCAAUCUAUGAUUAAAUAUUUUUUUUACGAUUUUUCUCAACAGUUGCAUUUAGAAAUAAUUAUAUAGGUACUAGGUAGUUAUUAUUAAAGUUAGAUUCUCCAAAACGACUACCGUAUAAUAUACAUUUUUUUUUUUACAAUACCGUAUAAUGGAAACAGUAAAAACAGUAUCAUGUCCGUGGAACUUAGAUACCUAUUUUGGGCGAUGGAUGUAUUAUUCUUGGAUUACAAAUCCAAAAUUGAAUUUCGUCACUUCUUCUAUGAUUGAAGAAGCCAAAUUAAUACGCUUCUCUUAUUUAAAUGGGUCAAUUUCAAAUGAUAUGACUGAUACAAGACUGUUAUACGAACAUCAAAUCUACGAAAAUGCAAUUCACCCACACACGAAUGAAGUACAAAACAUUUUUGGACGAUUGUCAUUUAUGCCAAUCGGAAAAGCGUUCUUAGUUGCUGUUUUACUAACUCAACUAACAAAGAAUUCUUCCAGCUAUGUUUGGCAUGGUCUUAAUCAAUCAUAUGAUUCAUUAGUAAAUUUUACCAACCGUAACGGAGAUACCAAAUUCAUUCCAACUACUCAAUUUAGAUACGGAAUAUCUGUCUUGGCUGCCACAGUAACAUCGACUCUUGCUGCAUUUCACAUUGAAAGAUUUCUCCUUAGCAAGAUAUGUCAUCCAAUACUUUAUCGGUUCGUUCCACUGAUAACAUUUGCGGGUGGCAGUUUUAUAAAUGUCCCAAUAAUGAGACAUCAAGAAAUCAUAGAGGGUGUGAGAAUAUACGACUGCAAUAAAGAAAAAGUUGGGUAUUCAAAAUUUGCUGGAUUAAAAGGUAUAGGAGAAACCAUAGUUACUAGAAUUGUAAUGCUCGCUCCAGGUGUAGUUUUAAUUCAUUACUUAGAAAACGUUUUGGAUAAUAAAAGCUGCUGGUUUAGAAAAAAUAAAUGGGCACAUUUUCCUUUUAAAUCAAUUGGAUUUGGAAUUAUACUCAUUGGUAUGCUGCCAACGGCAUGUGCUAUAUUUCCACAAUUUAGUUCUAUUCAAUUGUGUACAUUAAAGCGAUUUGAUAAAGAAGCUUACAAUCAAGUUACAGAAAAAUCUACUGAACAUACAGAUACAUUAUACUUCAAUAAAGGACUUUAGUCUUUGGCUAAAAAUUAAUCAUGAAGAUUAUAUAAUGAUAAAUAAAUGCACAUAGAACAUAGAAAUAAUUAGUUUUACAUAACUGAAUAUAUAAUUACAAAAAAAUAUUUUAUUACUGAAAAAUAAAUACAUGUCUAACAUAAUUAUUA
This is a messenger RNA of Aphis gossypii (cotton aphid), 1301 nucleotides long. RefSeq names its product sideroflexin-2-like. NCBI's taxonomy places the organism in Eukaryota, Metazoa, Arthropoda, Insecta, Hemiptera, Aphididae. The coding region runs from base 169 to 1152 and encodes 327 amino acids. Gene Ontology annotation, molecular function: monoatomic ion transmembrane transporter activity. Gene Ontology annotation, cellular component: mitochondrial inner membrane. The transcript has 9 exons. The record is from RefSeq and is a predicted model, not a curated record. Gene Ontology annotation, biological process: monoatomic ion transport; serine import into mitochondrion.